GGUCGAGCUUUUAACAAGGAGUAGCUGGAUUGCACGUGACGUCACAGGUUGUUUUCCUGGUCCGGCCUUCCGCCAAGCACGCUCAAACAUUUCCCAGCCGCGACAAGCUCCCGCUCGUCCGACGACGCACCCCUUUUUCCGGCGGCGUAAGGUGAACGAACCGGGACGCUCGAGAAGGACGCGCGCUCGCUCAGUAGCUCGUUAGCCGGCGGUAGUGAGCGGGCGAAAGUCUCCCGAAGCUUCAGUCUCCGAGCCUUUCUCCCUCUUUGCCUCCCGUCCUCACUCGGCCAUGGCAGCGGGGCCGGGGCGGCGUGACCGUCUCCCCGCCGCCGUCGUCGUCGUCGAGUCGGUGGCGAGGGCGGCGGUGGUGCUGGUCGUGUUGGCGCGGGGCGGAGGCGCGUUCAACCUGGACGCCGAGCGGCCGUCGGUGUACGACGGCCCGCCGGGGAGCUAUUUCGGCUUCUCGGUGGACUUCUUCAAAGCCCCCAACAACCAACAGUCGGACGUCCUGAUCGGAGCGCCGCGGGCCAACACGUCGGGCGAGGUGCUGGAGCGAGGGGCCGUCUACAGCUGCCCCUGGGCGGGCGGCGCCGCCGCCUGCCGCCAGGUCCUCUUCGACUCCUCAGGUGACAGAAAGAAUGCCGACGGCGCGCAGAUGGAGUUCAAAUCCAAGCAGUGGUUCGGCGCUUCGGUGCGCUCGGACGGCGAGCACAUCUUGGCGUGCGCGCCGCUCUACCAGUGGUCCACCUUCGGGGUGUCGGAGCGCGAGCCGGUGGGGACGUGUUUCCUGAAGAAAGACCAGACGGUGGUGGAGUACUCUCCGUGCCGAUCCAGUGCCAACUCUCCGGAGGGGCAGGGCUUCUGCCAGGCCGGCUUCAGCGCCGACUUCCUCAAGAUGGACAAGCGAGUGGUGGUGGGAGGACCCGGAAGCUUCUACUGGCAAGGUCAGCUGAUCUCGGACGACGUGUCUGAGAUCUUGGCCCGCUUCGACAACAGCUACAUCAGCCCCUACGGAAACACGCUGGCCACCAAGUCGGCCGGCGCCCAGUACGACGACAGCUACCUGGGAUAUUCGGUGACGGUGGCGGACUUCAACGAUGACGCAAAAGAAGAUUACGUGACGGGUGUGCCGCGGGGCGACAAGGCGCUGGGUUACGUCAACAUCUUGAACGGCCGCAACAUGGAGUCCAUGGUCAACUUCACGGGAAGUCAGAUGGCCGCCUACUUCGGACACUCGGUGGCCGCCAGCGACGUCAACCGGGACGGAUUGAUGGACCUGCUGGUGGGCGCGCCUCUCUUCAUGGACCGAGGCUCCGACGGCAAGCUGAGGGAGGUGGGACAGGUGUGCGUCUACUUGGGCCGAGGAGGAUUUUCCUUCCAGCCUCCGCGGAUGCUCGUCGGCUCCGAAGUCUACGCCCGAUACGGCUCGUCCGUCGCCGCGCUGGGAGAUCUCAAUAUGGACGGAUACAACGACGUGGCCAUCUCGGCCCCCUACGGCGGUCCGGGUCACCUGGGCCAGGUGUACAUCCACAACGGCGGACCUCAAGGCCCGUCGCAGGCGCCCUCGCAGGUCCUGCGUGGCGAGUGGGCGUCCAGCUCCAUGCCCGCCAGCUUUGGCUACUCCAUGACGGGAAACACGGACAUCGACCGCAACGGCUAUCCCGAUUUGCUGGUCGGGGUCUUUGGAGCUGACAGGGCUGUUUUGUACAGAGCGCGGCCGGUGAUCAGCGUCAACGCCACGCUGGACAUCAGCCCUCAGAUCAUCAACCCUGAGGAGAAGAGCUGCGUGCUGCCCGCCUCCGGCGUCGCCGUGUCUUGCUUCAAGGUCAAGUACUGCCUGAAGGCCAGUGGGCCGGGGGCGCCGGCCUCCCUCACCUUCGGCGUGGACGUGCUGCUGGACCGGCUGAAGCAGAAGGACUCGGCCAAGCGAGUCCUCUUCUUGCACGGGCGGAGCGUCGGCUACGCCAAGAACGUCACGCUGAGCAACGGCGGAGGGCCCGCCUGCGAGGAGCAGCACGUCUUCCUCAGGGACGACCGCGACUUCCGCGACAAAAUCACGCCCAUCUCGGUGGUCCUGGAGUACACCUUGGACUACGGGCGCGCCCAAGACCGCAGCGGCCUGCGGCCGGUCCUCGACGUGGCCGCGCCGCCCAACGUCACCCGGCAGGCUCACAUCCUGCUGGACUGCGGCGACGACAACAUCUGCAAGCCUGACCUGCGGCUGUCGGUCCAGAGCGACCGUUCCGAGAUGGCCAUCGGCGACGACAACGCGGUGACGCUGGAGAUCGUGGCCGAGAACCGCGGCGAGGGCGCCUACGAGGCCGAGCUCCACGUCUUCCCGCCGCAGCAGGCCGACUUCACCGGCGUGGUGCGCAGUCAGACGCUGAGCCGGCUGUCGUGCGCCUACAAGAAGGAGAACCGGACCAAGAUGGUGGUGUGCGAUCUGGGCAACCCCAUGAAGGGCGGGAGCAAGGUGCUGGCCGAGCUGCGCUUCGGCGUCCAUCAGCUGUCGGAGGACGACACGGACGUGCGCUUUGACCUGCAGAUGGUCAGCUCCAACCAGUUCAACAGCACCAGCGCCAGAGUGUCCAGCGUCACCAAGCUCAUCGUGGUGGCGCAAGUCUCCAUACGAGGCACGUCGUCUCCCGGCCAGCUGUUGCUUCCCAUCGCCAACUGGCAACCCAAAGUCCCUCCGCUCACCGGCGACGACGUCGGCCCGCAAAUUGUGCACGUCUACGAGCUGCUGAACAGCGGCCCCAGCACGCUGAGCCGGGCGGCGCUGGAGGUGGAGUGGCCGUACGCGUACAACAACGCCUCCCUGCUCUACAUCACCCACUUGGACACGGAAGGACCCGUCAACUGCUCCGCCGACGUGCGACUCAACCCGCGCAACGUCACCCUGGAGAGCCCCCCGGCGUCGGCGUCGGCCGCGCUGAAAAACGCCAGCGCCGGAGACGGACAGACGGAAGGACGCGAGCGCAAGCGCCUGCGCAAGCGGGAUCUGGAGGCGCGAGACGACGACCUCGUCAAGCUGGACUGCGGCGCGGCGGCCUGCGUGAAGCUUCGCUGUCAGGUGGGCCGCCUGGAGAGGAAGAAGAACGCCAUCGUCUUCAUUUACUCCCGACUGGACGUCAACAACUUCCUCAGAGCGGAGAACGAGAACCGCUCGUACGUGUUGGUGUCGUCCGCCUCCUUCAACGUCAUCCAGAUGCCCUACAAGAAGAUUCCGGCCACGCUGCCGUCCAACAGCACCACCGUUAGCGUGUCGGUGCUGUGGGUGGCGGACGCCCCCCAGCCGGUGCCGGGAUGGGUGGUGGCGCUGGCCGUGCUGGCCGGCUUGCUGCUGCUGGCGCUGCUCAUCUUCAUCAUGUACAAGCUGGGCUUCUUCAAGCGAGUGCGCCCCCCGCAGGAGGAUUGCCUGGAGAAGGAGCAGCUGCAGCCCGAGGAGAACGGAAACGCCGACACCUAGCCCGGCCUGGCCUAGCUUAGCGUAGCACCGAGGCACACGCGUGAGCACCGUCAGACUCUUUGCACUUUGUCGGCGGCCGCCGCCGAGGAUCCGCCAGGUUUCUCCGCAAAGCCCCGUGCUAAGCGUGCGGUCAUCAACGCGCUAGCCGCCGCUCUUCGCUCAUCACGUCGCUUUCGGACGAUAGGUCCUAACACUUUUUUGUUUUUUAACUCAGUGCGAGAUGCCAAAAUAUUGUUCUGUGUCAUGUCAACAAAUCAUCUUUUAAAUGUAUAUGCAAAAAAAAAGGCUAAUUAAUGGCGCUAUCGUUACACUCGCAACGGCCAGCGACCGACUUUUCAAAGGCAAAAAAAAAA
Hippocampus comes (tiger tail seahorse) is the source of this 3822-nucleotide messenger RNA. RefSeq names its product integrin, alpha V (gene itgav). Gene Ontology annotation, biological process: cell adhesion mediated by integrin; cell-matrix adhesion; integrin-mediated signaling pathway. Gene Ontology annotation, cellular component: external side of plasma membrane; integrin complex. The record is from RefSeq and is a predicted model, not a curated record. Lineage: Eukaryota; Metazoa; Chordata; Actinopteri; Syngnathiformes; Syngnathidae. The transcript is spliced from 32 exons. Bases 290 to 3469 code for a protein of 1059 amino acids. Gene Ontology annotation, molecular function: integrin binding.